GUUUUGCGCACCAAGCAACGUGCAACGUGUGAGCAGGAUAGCGAAUAGUGCUAGAGUUCUCAGACGGCGGCGGCAUCAAUUUCUGAAUUAAUUACCAUUUGUCGCGAAACUGCGCGUCCUUUAUCUUUCCUAGACAAAAAUCUUUCAUCUUAGUGCAAAUUGUGUAAAAUAGUGAAAUUAUGGCAUCAGAUGAAGAAGUAGACGGUUCUUUUGCAGGCGACGAGGACGUGGAGGAGGGCGAGGGACAGAACGAGAACUCUGGCGAAAGUGAUGAGGUGCCACCUAAGGAAGAUGAUGACUACUCUCCAGAAGAUGGAAGAAAGAAAAAGAAGGGCAAAAAGAGGAAGGCCCGUGGAGAAGAGAAGAAGGGUAGAAAGAAAAAGAAGAAGCGAAAGAAUGAGAGUGAAGAGGAGGAAGAGUUCCCCGCUGAGGACGGUGCGGAGGGCGACAGUGACUACGCCCUCAGUGCGAUGUCUUCCGGCAAGAAGUCGCGCAAGGGACGUGGUAGCAAGCAUGGCACACCCGGGACACCCGCCGCUUCCGACUCUGGCUCUGGCAUGCCAACAGUAGAAGAAGUGUGCUCCUCAUUUGGCCUCACAGAUGUGGACAUUGAGUACUCAGACGCUGACAUGGAGAACUUGACUUCAUACAAACUGUUCCAGCAGCAUGUCCGACCAUUGCUGGUCAAAGAAAACCCUAAGGUGCCAGUAUCAAAACUAAUGAUGCUAGUGGCGGCAAAAUGGCGGCUGUUCUCGGAGAGCAACCCCAACCUCGGCGGCGGCCAGGGCCUGGGGUCGGAGGAGAACACCAACACCUCCGCCACGUCGGACUACGUGCCUAGCCGGGGCCGCCCCGGACGCCCGCCCAAGGAGCCUAAGCAAGAAGAGGUUCAAGACGAGCCGGACGAAGAAGACGAAGAGGAAGCGAGCGACGAGGGCACCCCGGCGCCCAAGAAGCGAGGGCGUAAGGCGCGACACUCUGGGGCCACGCCGCGCGGGAAGCCGGGCCGGAAGCCCAAGGUGCCCACGCUCAAGAUCAAGUUCAGCAAGAGGAAGCGCACUAGCAGUGUGAGUGUGGAAGAGGACCCGGAAGGCAGUGCGGGCGCGAACUCCGACUCGGAUGCCGAGUUCGAGCAGAUGUUAGCUGAAGCGGAGGAGCCCAAGCCCGGCGCGCCGCCCGCCGCCGCCGCCGCCGCCGACGCGCCGGCUGCUAAGGACGACGAUGUCGCUGCACAGCCGCGCAAGAAGGCGAAGACAAAGAUCGGCAACAAGACGAAGCGCAAGAAGGCCAAGACCAAGAUCGGCAACAAGUUCCCCGACGGCGCGGAGGAGCCUGAACACCAGGACUACUGCGAGGUGUGCCAACAAGGCGGCGAGAUCAUCCUGUGCGACACGUGCCCGCGCGCCUACCACCUGGUGUGUCUGGAGCCGGAGCUGGAGGAGACGCCGGAGGGGCGCUGGUCGUGCCCGCACUGCGAGGCCGAGCCGGGCCAGGACCAGGACGACGAUGACGAGCACCAGGAGUUCUGCAGGAACUGCAAGGACGGCGGCGAGCUGCUCUGCUGCGACUCGUGUCCGUCCGCGUACCACCGUUUCUGCCUCAACCCGCCGCUCGACGAGGUGCCUGACGGCGAGUGGAAGUGUCCGCGAUGCAGCUGUCCCCCUCUAGAAGGCAAGGUGCACAAGAUCCUGACGUGGCGCUGGAAGGAGCAGGGCAAGUCGAAGGCGGCGCGCAGCCGCGAGUUCUUCGUCAAGUGGCACGAGCGCUCCUAUUGGCAUUGCAGCUGGAUCUCCGAGCUACAGCUGGACGUGUUCCACCCGCUCAUGUACCGCUACUACAUGCGCAAGUACGACAACGAGGAGCCGCCCAAGCUGGAGGAGCCGCUGGACGAGCGCGACGGCCGCGUCAAGCGCAUGAAGAGCAAGCAGACAGUAGACCACGACCUGCAGGAGAAGGCCUUGGAGCAGCAGUACUAUAGGUACGGCGUAAAACCGGAAUGGCUGAUCGUGCACCGCGUGAUCAACCACCGCACGUCGCGCGACGGCACCACGUUCUUCCUGGUGAAGUGGCGCGACCUGUCGUACGACCAGUCCACCUGGGAGUCCGAACAUGAGGAUAUUAUGGGAUUGAAGCCCGCCGUCGAGUACUAUCAGGACAUGCGCGCCUACAUAACCUCCGAGGGCAAGUCCAAGGGCAGCAAGGGCAAGAAAGCCGGCCGCAAGUCCAAGAACCGGGACUUAGACGACGACGACAGCAGCGGACAACAACAACGCACACACAAGUACAACCCGCCGCCAGAGCGCCCUAUCAGCAACCUCAACAAGAAGUAUGAAGACCAACCGCCGUUUGUGUAUGAGACAGGCAUGCAGCUGCAUCCUUACCAGCUCGAGGGUCUCAACUGGCUGCGGUACUCGUGGGGACAAGGCAUCGACACCAUAUUGGCCGACGAGAUGGGUCUCGGCAAGACCAUCCAGACUGUCACAUUCCUCUACUCGCUGUUCAAGGAGGGACACUGCAAGGGACCAUUCUUAGUCUCCGUGCCACUGUCGACAAUCAUCAAUUGGGAACGUGAAUUCGAAUUGUGGGCUCCGGAUUUGUACUGCAUCACAUAUGUGGGUGACAAGGACUCCAGAGCCGUGAUUAGGGAGAAUGAGCUGACGUUCGAUGACAACGCAAACCGCAGCGGCCGCCCCUCCAAGAUCAAGUCGCAAGUGAAGUUCAACGUGCUUCUGACGUCAUACGAGCUCGUGUCCAUCGACGCCACCUGCCUCGGCUCCAUCGACUGGGCCGUGCUGGUCGUCGACGAAGCCCAUAGGUUGAAGAGCAACCAGUCCAAGUUCUUCCGUCUUCUAGCCGGAUACCACAUCAACUACAAACUGCUACUCACCGGAACUCCACUUCAAAACAACUUAGAGGAACUCUUCCAUCUGUUGAACUUCUUGAACAAGGACAAGUUCAACGACCUGGCCGCCUUCCAGAACGAGUUUGCCGAUGUCUCGAAGGAGGAGCAAGUGAAGAGACUGCACGAGAUGCUGGGCCCGCACAUGCUGCGGCGACUGAAGGCCGACGUGCUCAAGAACAUGCCCACCAAGUCCGAGUUCAUCGUGCGAGUCGAGCUCUCGCCCAUGCAGAAGAAGUAUUACAAGUACAUUCUCACAAGGAACUACGAGGCUCUGAAUCCUAAGGGCGGUGGACAGACCGUCUCGCUACUGAACGUGAUGAUGGAUCUGAAGAAGUGUUGCAACCAUCCCUAUUUGUUCCCGGUGGCGGCUGAAGAGGCUCCGCUAGGGCCUCACGGAAACUACGACACACAAGCUUUAAUCAAAGCGGCAGGCAAACUGGUGUUGCUGUCUAAAAUGUUGAAACUGCUGAAGGAACAAGGGCACAGAGUGUUGAUCUUCUCACAGAUGACAAAGAUGUUAGACAUUCUGGAAGACUUCCUCGAAGGCGAAGGAUACAAGUACGAAAGAAUCGACGGAGGUAUCACCGGGACCACGCGUCAGGAAGCCAUCGAUAGGUUCAACGCGCCGGGCGCUCAACAGUUCGUGUUCUUACUGUCAACUCGCGCCGGAGGUCUCGGUAUCAACCUGGCCACCGCCGACACCGUCAUCAUCUACGACUCGGACUGGAACCCGCACAACGACAUCCAGGCCUUCUCCCGCGCGCAUCGUAUCGGCCAGGCCAACAAGGUCAUGAUCUACCGCUUCGUAACGCGCAACAGUGUCGAGGAGCGAGUCACCCAGGUGGCCAAGCGCAAGAUGAUGUUGACGCAUCUCGUCGUCCGCCCCGGCAUGGGCGGCAAGGGCGCCAACUUCACCAAGCAGGAACUCGAUGAUAUAUUGCGCUUCGGUACCGAGGAGCUGUUCAAGGAGGACGAGGGCAAGGAGGAGGCCAUCCACUACGACGACCGCGCCGUGUCCGACCUGCUCGACCGCACCAAGGAGGGCAUCGAGUCCAAGGAGUCGUGGGCCAACGAGUACCUCAGCUCCUUCAAGGUCGCCGACUACUCCACCAAGGAGGGCGACGGCGAUGAGGAGGUGGACACGGAGAUUAUCAAACAGGAGGCGGAGAACACCGACCCCGCGUACUGGAUCAAGCUGCUGCGCCACCACUACGAGCAGCACCAGGAGGACCAGGCGCGCUCGCUCGGCAAGGGCAAGCGCGUGCGCAAGCAGGUCAACUACAACGACGGCAGCGUCGCACAGACCGACUCCACGCGCGAGGACACCACCUGGCAGGAGAACGGCUCCGACUACAACACGGACUUCUCGCAGCCCAGCGACGACGACAAGGAGGACGACGACUUCGACGAGAAGAACGACAACGGCGACCUGCUAUCGCGGCGCAGCCGGCGGCGGCUGGAGCGGCGCGAGGAGCGCGACCGGCCGCUGCCGCCGCUGCUGGCGCGCGUGGGCGGCAACAUGGAGGUGCUCGGCUUCAACGCGCGCCAGCGCAAGUCCUUCCUCAACGCCAUCAUGCGCUACGGCAUGCCGCCGCAGGACGCCUUCAACUCGCAGUGGCUCGUGCGCGACCUGCGCGGCAAGUCCGAGCGCAACUUCAAGGCGUACGUGUCGCUCUUCAUGCGCCAUCUGUGCGAGCCCGGCGCCGACAACGCCGACACCUUCGCGGACGGCGUGCCGCGCGAGGGCCUGUCCCGCCAGCACGUGCUCACGCGCAUCGGCGUCAUGAGCCUCAUCCGCAAGAAGGUGCAGGAGUUCGAGCACAUCAACGGCUACUACAGCAUGCCCGAGCUCGUGCGCAAGCCCGUGGAGCCGGUGAAGGGCGCGGGCGGCAGCGCGGCCGCGUCCCCCGCGCCCUCCUCCGCCACCCCGCUCACGUCCGCCGCGCCCUCGCCCGCGCCCGCCGCCGCCGCGCCGCCUGCCACUACAGACAAGGAAGAGAAGGAGGAGGCCAAGGACGCCGACAAACCAGACGCGAAGGAGGCCGACAAGAAGGACGAGCCCAUGGACACCUCCGAGGUCAAGGAGGAGAAGGAAAAGGAAAAAGAGAAGGAAAUCAAGGAGGAAGAAAAGGAACAGGACAAGGAGGCCGAAGCUAAAGACUCUGAGGCGGAAAGACGCAUGUCCGUCGACGAGGAACCGCCCAAGGUCAAGGAGGAGAAAGACAAGCCUGAGGAGAAGAAGGUCGAGAAACCCGAGGUCGACUCCACCGAGAACAUCAAGGAGGAGGUCAAGGACGAGGCCGAAAAGAAGGAAGACGCGAAGAGCGACAAGGCCGACUCCGAGACGUCAGACAAACCAGACUCCAAGAAAGACAUCAAGAAAGAUGAAGACGACGACGACGUAGUCCUAGUUAAAGAAGAGGAGGACCUUAAAGUAGAGCGUCGUAAGUUCAUGUUCAACAUCGCCGACGGAGGGUUCACAGAGCUACACACUCUAUGGUUGAAUGAAGAGCGCGCGGCGGCGCCUGGUCGCGAGUACGAGAUCUGGCACAGAAGGCACGACUACUGGCUGCUGGCUGGCAUCGUGACGCACGGCUACGGGCGCUGGCAGGACAUUCAGAACGACCUGCGCUUCGCCAUCAUCAACGAGCCCUUCAAGAUGGAUGUCGGCAAGGGGAACUUCUUGGAGAUUAAGAACAAGUUCUUGGCGCGUCGGUUCAAGCUUCUAGAACAAGCGCUAGUGAUCGAAGAGCAGCUGCGUAGAGCCGCCUACCUGAACCUGACUCAGGACCCGAACCACCCGGCGAUGUCUCUGAACGCGCGCUUCGCCGAGGUCGAGUGCCUGGCCGAGUCGCACCAGCAUCUCAGCAAGGAGUCGCUGGCCGGCAAUAAGCCCGCUAAUGCUGUGCUGCAUAAGGUGCUGAACCAACUGGAGGAGCUGCUGUCGGACAUGAAAUCCGAUGUCUCUCGUCUGCCGGCGACGCUGGCGCGCAUCCCGCCCGUUGCGCAGCGCCUGCAGAUGUCCGAGCGGUCCAUCUUGAGCCGUCUCGCUGCCACCGCCGCCAACCCGCCGCCUAGCGCAGCCCAACUGGCGACGUUCCCGGGCGGGUUCUCAGCGGGCGGCUCGCUGCCCGGGUUCAGCCCGACGGCGGCGCAGGCGGCCAACUUCGCCAACUUCCGGCCGCAGUACUCCGUGCCGGGGCAGCCGCCCGCCACCGCCACCUCCAAUAAAUCAUAAGGUCGCUGCGCAGCGUAACGUAUAGGAAUUAUUUUAGAGCUAUAAACAUCAGCGCUCAGCGAGCGGUGCCGUGACGGUAACAUAGAAGAGUAUUUUAGACGUAAGCUUACUGGAUUCCUGCUCCACACAUUGGGUUGAAGUGAUAAUUAUAGUGAUUAGUGCAGAUAUGUUAGGUAACAUAAUAAUUUUACGUGGACUCUCAUAUUAUUUAUUUCAUCUGAUCUGUAUGAUGUCGAUAACUUGUUUUCACGUGUAUGUAAGUGAAUGUGGACGUAUUGUUUUAUGAAAUCUUUAUUUUUAAUUUACCAAAAACGAGAAUCGAAUAAAUCAUAAAAAUUAUGCAAAAAA
Plutella xylostella (diamondback moth) is the source of this 6488-nucleotide messenger RNA. Lineage: Eukaryota; Metazoa; Arthropoda; Insecta; Lepidoptera; Plutellidae. The record is from RefSeq and is a predicted model, not a curated record.